AUGAUGAAGAUCGCCCAACUAGUAGAUGACGUGCGCCGUCUCCAAGCGUCGCUGACAGCGCUGCAAGAAGCCCAUGCUCAGCAGCUGCAGCGGCUAGAAGAGAGGCUGGACGAGAAGAAGCAGCACAUUGCGAGGCUGGAAGCGAGGCUUGACACACAGAGGGACUAUGAUGAUAUCAAGAGAGAAAUCAGCAUGCUCCGAGCCCUCGACCUGGGUGGUGGGGAGCGGUCUCUAGACCGCAAGCCUGAGCUCCGCUCGCCGAGCACUGCGCCCUCGCUGCGGGACCACUCGGCCGAGCGAGAACGGAGCGCCGAGCGCCGGGACACAGGUGUGGAGGAGUGGCCCAGCACGCCGCCGCCGCUCAACAACAACACCACGCACCACAACAACAACGGGCCCACGCCGCUGCCGCUGCCUCCGCCGAGCCCCUUCCGCUUCGAGGAGCACCGCACCUACAGGUUCGCUGAGGACAUGGGCCCGCUCCCACCCGGAGCUCUCGUGGGAAGACUCGGCGACUCCCUCAUCCCCAAAGGCGACCCAAUGGAGGCGCGACUACAAGAGAUGCUCAGAUACAACAUCGACAAAUACGCCAACACUAACUUGGACACGCUGCACAUAAGCCGGAGAGUGCGAGAGCUGCUGUCAGUCCAUAACAUUGGCCAGAGACUUUUUGCCAAGUACGUCUUGGGGCUGUCGCAAGGCACAGUGUCAGAACUGCUGUCGAAGCCGAAGCCCUGGGACAAGCUGACGGAGAAGGGCCGCGACUCGUACAGGAAGAUGCACGCGUGGGCUUGCGAUGAGGCUGCCAUCAUGCUGCUCAAGUCACUGAUCCCUAAAAAAGUUGGGACGAAGGAUGGCACCGGCGCAGUGUUCGGACGACCGGAGGGUGACGGUGACGACAGGCUCACGCACGCGAUUCUGAGUGAAGCGCAUAUGAUGAAGACACCUACCGGACCUCCUCACAAUGAUGACUCCAGAAGCAAUGAGGACUCGAGCUCACCGAGAACUCAGUGCCCCUCACCGUUCUCUAAUAAGGACUCGAGUCAAAACAGAAGACUUAAGAAGUAUGAGAACGAUGACAUUCCCCAGGAGAAAGUAGCGCGCAUAUACCAGGAGGAACUUGCCAAAAUCAUGACUAGGAGAGUAGAGGACAUCCGUCGUGAAGGCUUCCCUGGCGGCGGCAUGCCACCCCACAUGGAGAGGCCCCCAGAAGACAUCCGCAUGGCUUUAGAAGCAUACCAUAGAGAGCUUGCCAAGAUCCAACCUGGCGGUAACAUUCCCAACAUGCACAACUUGCCAGCCAUGCCGCACUUUCCGAAUCUCCUUGCGUUGCAGCAACAAGCAAUGCAACAAGCGCAGAACCAGCAGAUGAACGGCUCGGGAGCGGUCCAAGAUCUCUCUUUGCCUAAAGAUAAAAACGCCAAAAUGAAUGGAAUGACUGAUAGUGAUAAGGAUAGGUCAAUGGAUGCCGAAGAGGCUAUUAGGCACGCUGGAAGCGCAUUCUCAUUACUCAGCGGCAGCAAGUCCGCUGCAGAGGAUGGCAUCUAUCACGAACAGUCUCAUAUCCCAACCUUCAAAUCCUCCUCACCAUCCACCUGUACAAAGGUCGAUGAAAGCGGUUCUUCCACCGAUAACCAGCAACAAUUUGAUCUCUUUAACAAUUUGAAUACAGAAGAUAUAGUACGGAGAGUAAAAGAGGCUUUAAGCCAGUACUCCAUUAGCCAAAGACUGUUCGGAGAGUCCGUCCUAGGACUAUCGCAAGGAUCUGUGAGCGACUUGCUAGCGAGGCCGAAGCCCUGGCACAUGCUCACACAGAAGGGACGAGAACCUUUCAUUCGAAUGAAAAUGUUCUUAGAAGAUGAUAAUGCUGUCCACAAAUUGGUUGCAUCUCAGUACAAAAUAGCGCCGGAGAAACUAAUGAGGACCGGAAACUAUAGCGGAGCACCUGCAUGUCCGCCGAAUAUGAACAAACCCAUGCCGCCAACACAAAAGAUGAUAUCCGACGCGACCUCCUUGCUGAGCAAGAUGCAACAGGAGCAGUUGCUGGGUGCCGGACACCUCGGCCACCUUGGGCAGCCCACGCCGCUGCUGCUGACGCCGCCCGGCUUCCCGCCGCACCACGCCGUCACGCUGCCGCCGCAGCACCACGACAAUAACAACAAGGAGAGGAAGCCCCCGCCACCGCCACAGCCCCACCACCAGCCGCCAGUCAUGCGCAAUCUGCACCAACACAUAUCGCCCAGCGUUUAUGAAAUGGCCGCACUGACCCAAGACUUAGACACACAAACAAUAACAACUAAAAUUAAAGAAGCAUUACUGGCAAACAAUAUUGGCCAGAAAAUCUUUGGUGAAGCUGUUUUAGGACUAUCACAGGGUUCCGUUAGUGAAUUACUAUCAAAACCGAAACCUUGGCACAUGCUUAGCAUCAAAGGCAGGGAGCCAUUCAUUCGCAUGCAGCUGUGGCUAAGCGAUGCACAUAAUAUUGAUCGCUUGCAAGCUUUGAAGAACGAACGACGAGAAGCUAGUAAACGGCGGCGGUCAAGUGGCCCUGGACAAGACAACUCAUCCGACACAUCGUCGAAUGAUACGUCAGAGUUCUACCACUCUAGCUCACCGGGCCCCAACACGGGAGCGCCGUGUGCCAAGAAACAACGAGUAUUGUUCUCUGAAGAGCAGAAAGAGGCGCUCCGAUUAGCAUUCGCUCUCGACCCUUACCCUAACAUGCCAACGAUCGAAUUCUUGGCCGCAGAAUUAGGUCUGUCGUCACGAACCAUUACCAACUGGUUCCAUAAUCAUCGAAUGCGACUAAAACAACAAGCGCCACAUGGCUUACCAGCAGAACCUCCUGCGCGAGAUCAGUCCUCUGCGCCUUUCGACCCAGUCCAGUUCCGUCUCCUUCUCAACCAGAGACUACUAGAACUGCAAAAGGAAAGAAUGGGCCUUGCUGGAGUACCUCUACCGUACCCACCAUACUUCGCAGCUAACUCCAACUUAGCAGCACUGAUCGGUCGAGGGUUAAUACCACCCGAAGACCAGGUCAAGGAUCAAUCUGGUGGCCUCGAUUUAUCGAUGCCACUAAAACGAGAACCCGACGGUGAUGACUUCGAGGACGAUGACGUCGAGAGCAACCUCGGCUCCGAGGACUCGUUGGACGAGGAAUCUAAGACUGAGCCGAAGGCGGCGUCAACACCCGCGGGUCGAUCGAGCAGACGAAAGCCUGCCGCGCCGCAGUGGGUUAACCCCGAUUGGCAGGACGAGAAGCCACGCAACCCUGACGAAGUGAUAAUCAAUGGAGUGUGCGUGAUGCGAAGCGACGACUUCCGGAGAGAGGCGGAGGAGACGGUGCGCGUGGAGCCCUCGCCGGUGGCGCGCGAGAGCUCGCCUGGUGGCACGCCCGGCGCGUCGCCUGCGCCCGUCACGCCACGGACGCCGCGCACACCGCACACGCCACGCCCGUCACACACGCCUGAUGACGUCAUCCCCGAGGACAAGAUUAAGGCCGAGACCGACGACGGCUGGGAGUACUAGGCUCCGCUCGCUCCGCUCUGGUGAAACGGGUCCCGAACUGUGACGUGCAGACUGUACCAUAUCACGUUCGAACAAUUAUUAAUUUAUUGUGUGCCGCGCAGUGUGAGUGUCCGUCGGUCCGGUGGCGACGUUCAGUGCAAAUGUUACUGUGUAGCUAGUGUUCGUUGUAUUUCGAUUGUAAGGCCAAAGACUUUGUACAUACUACCCGUGUAGCUUCUCGUGAUACGCCAGUACGUAAACUUGCGAUACAAAAAUAUGCAUUUUGCUUUAAUUUUUUAAUGUAAACACGUACCCUGAUUAGGUACAAAUAUCUGAGUAUUUUUAAGUUACGGCUUUUUGAUUCGAUUGUAAAUAAAUAUACCAAAUAUGUGUCGAAUAUUGCCUGUGAACCAGACCCUGUAUAUAAGUAGGUUAGUCUAUUCGUGUAAGAUAACUCUGUCGCUGAUACAGUUAGGGGUAGGGGAAGGUUCAUUUAAUUGUUAAUGAAAAUUAUAAAGUGCAAUCAGAUGUAAAUUUAAGCUAUGGUUUAACGAGCCCCAGUUGAAAAGUAUUAUUAUGUUUAUUAGAACCGGAGAGGUUUAAAAUAUUAUAAUCGGGUUAUAUAAGUUAACAUUUAAAUUAUUAAUGUUUAUUUUAUUACUAUUGUAUGUUUUCUAUUGCAUUAUUUUAUAGAACGCCGCGGGACCGCUCAACUUUGUGAUUUUAGCUGUCAUUUUUAUAACGUUUAGUUAUAUCAUAAACUCUCAGUUCUAAUUCCAUACAAUAGCUCUAUUGUUUGUUUCUUUUCAUUUUUAUAUAUUUUUUAGAAAAUGUACAAAUCAAGACACAAAAUAAUACGAUUAAGCAAGUAAUGUAUUGCUUAUGGUUUAUAGUUUUAUUUUAUUUUAGCAAUAAAAUUUGCUUUUAUUCUUAUUUUCUUUAUUUUAUUUUACCUCCUUAUUUUUUCCUUUUUUUUCUUAGGAAAUAAGUAAAAGAAAAUGUAAAUUUUAAAGGAACCAUACUCCUUGCAUCACGUUGUACAUAAUUAUAUUCAGUUUAAAUGUAAAUAUCUAUUUGAAAUGCCACGUUAGAUUAAUAUACCUAGGUAAGUAGGAAAAUAGUUUAACCCAAAAAAUUUAACUUCGUAAAAGGGUAAAAUCAUAAAUAAUCGAAAUUAUUGUCAUUCUAAAAGUGUAUCGAAAUUGUAACGAAAUUAUGUCAAAAUAGAUUUAGGCCUUCAGGUUUCAAUAAAGUGAACAGUUUGGAAGAUUUCAAUUUUACAUGGAGAAUAUUAAAUUCUUUAAAAAUACCUACAUCCAUUUUUAGAAAUACCAACAUACAUAUCGAUGUUAUAUAUAAACAGUAAGUUAGAUAAGUAAUAGCGUAUAAUAGUCAAAAUUAACAAACUUAGGCUGUUAAACAGUUACAACGGUUAUUUUAACUCUCCAAC
Spodoptera littoralis (African cotton leafworm) is the source of this 4957-nucleotide messenger RNA. The record is from the annotation of a GenBank genome assembly. Lineage: Eukaryota; Metazoa; Arthropoda; Insecta; Lepidoptera; Noctuidae.